AUUACAGAGUGGGGGCGGGGCCGGCGGGAGGUUAGACAAGUGGCAAAACUCGGAUUUUGGAAAAAGCUAAGAUUCGGAAGCUGAGUCAGAGCUUGGUGCUGAGGUUGGAGAAGAAUUAAAAAAAAAAAGGAGAGUGGGAAAAGUAUGGGAGGGGCGAGGGCAGGCGGUUCUCGCGUACGUGCGAAGAGGCGUCACAUGGCCUUGCGGUCGCCUUGACAACCAGACUCGAAGCGAGGCGGGCAACGUGCUGCGGGGCGUCGUGACGUGAGACCAGCUGCCGGCGUGCGGGCAAGAUCUCUUACCUUUGCUGCUGGUGUGCGGUGGUCAUGGACCUGGGACACAUGAGGAAGAAUUAUCUCAAGGACCAUGAGGCGUUCGAAGAGGAGCACCUGGCCUCACUGGACCCCAUCAAGCAGUUCGCAGCUUGGUUCGAUGAAGCCUCUCGGUGCCCAGACGUGGGCGAAGCCAACGCCAUGUGCCUGGCCACAUGCACCAGGGAUGGAAAGCCUUCUGCUCGAAUGUUGCUGUUGAAGGGCUUUGGCAAAGAUGGCUUCAAUUUCUUCACUAACUUUGAAAGCCGAAAAGGAAAAGAGCUGGAUUCUAACCCUUUUGCUUCCCUUGUCUUUUACUGGGAGCCUCUCUCUAGACAGGUUCGUAUAGAAGGGAAGGUGAAGAGACUGCCAGAGGAGGAAGCUGAGUGUUAUUUCCACUCCCGUCCUAAAAGCAGUCAAAUUGGUGCAGUUGUCAGUCGUCAGAGCUCUGUUAUCCCCAAUCGGGAGUACCUGAGGAAGAAGAAUGAGGAGGUACAUAAGCUAUACCUGGAACAGGAAGUACCCAAGCCUGACUAUUGGGGUGGCUAUGUCCUUUACCCAGAAGUGAUAGAGUUCUGGCAAGGUCAAACCAACCGUCUGCAUGAUCGAAUUGUCUUCCGGAGGUUGCAGCCUGAAGAGGCCCAAAUAGGGCCUAUGACACACCGUGGGGCAGAUGACUGGUUCUAUGAGAGACUCUCACCAUGACUGUCUGAUGUCUGGUGAUUGGAUCCUCUCAGCUCACAGCUGGAACCUGGAACAGAGUGGUGAGAAAUACAAGGAAAGUUCCCAUCAGGCUCUAAGCAGAGCCCCCUUAUUGUACAUUCAGAGCCUUGCCAACUUGGUCACCUAAGCACUUUGUUAUUAAGUCAACUCUAAUUUAUUCAUGGUUAGUAAUGAAGAGUACACAAAAAACAAUCCAAAAUUGGAUAAUCCAAAAAUCAUUUGUUUGAGCUUGAGUGUUUACAGUAGGAUAUGCACAUAUAUUUUUUGGCAACAAAGUUGCCUGUAACUGACCUCAAAUAUGUGAAGGUUUGUCAUUAUGAUGAAGAGAAAUUAUAUUUACUCAGUGUAUUCCUAAAAAGACAGACCUAGAGCCAGUGGCUAGAAGUCAUAGAGAGGUUAGUAUCUGCUGUAGGAAUCUCCUGGUGGGGAUUCCAGAAUGGUGUAAACAAUCAGACUACAUGAGCUCUACUUUUUUUCUAUUCUAAAAUUAACUUGAACCAAUAGUAAUUAUAAAAUUGCACAAUUAUGAAAUUAUUUUGCAUUCUUCAGCCAGAUCCUGGUGGAAAUAGGUCUAGUGGGCUGGGAGGAAUCCAGGGUGGUCUUCAGUCUUCUCUGUGCAGCAGCUACAUGGGAGAAAAAUUUGCUUGCUGCUUGUACUCAUUGAUGUUGUCCUGUCUACUUUGUGAACACGUGUAUGGUUUCCUGAAUAAUCAAAUGUGCCUCUGUCUCCCUACCCCAAUUGUAAGCUCUGGAGUUUGAAUCAGCAGGCCAUAGCUCACACCCACAGGAACCUGUUGUUGUAAGAGCCCUGGAGCUAAGAAUAGUUUGAAGUUUCCCCGUAUUUAAAAAAUAUAAAACCUUCUUAGCUCCCAGGUCCUUGGGGCCAGAUUUGAUCCUCGCCAUAAUUUGCACCUUGCUGCUUGAGAGUCUGUAGUUUCCAUGAGUCUGCACAGCUGCACAAGCUGGGGGUAGGAGGCUAAUCUGUCUCCCUUUGCCCUUCCUUUCAGUGUCUAUAAUACUGUGUCAUAUUGAGGGGAUUCCAAGCAGAGCAGUACAUGAGUGUUUGUCUCUCGAUGUACAAUAUGGUCUGGUGGUCAGGCCCUGUUUUAUCCCUUCUCAGCCUGUCCUAGUCUCUGGGUGCCACUCUGGCCUCUGCUUAUGUUCUGGUCUUUUGUACCAGUUCUGUAAUAAAGUCUUCAGCUGUGCUGUUUAAUGGUCA
This is a messenger RNA of Monodelphis domestica (gray short-tailed opossum), 2253 nucleotides long. It is a transcript of the gene PNPO, whose product is annotated as pyridoxamine 5'-phosphate oxidase. Gene Ontology annotation, molecular function: FMN binding; pyridoxamine phosphate oxidase activity. Gene Ontology annotation, biological process: pyridoxal 5'-phosphate biosynthetic process; pyridoxine biosynthetic process. Lineage: Eukaryota; Metazoa; Chordata; Mammalia; Didelphimorphia; Didelphidae. The record is from RefSeq and is a predicted model, not a curated record.